Magnolia sinica is the source of this 4217-nucleotide messenger RNA. RefSeq lists its product as uncharacterized. Gene Ontology annotation, molecular function: ATP binding; protein serine/threonine kinase activity. The transcript has 15 exons. Gene Ontology annotation, biological process: protein phosphorylation; mitotic DNA damage checkpoint signaling. NCBI's taxonomy places the organism in Eukaryota, Viridiplantae, Streptophyta, Magnoliopsida, Magnoliales, Magnoliaceae. The record is from RefSeq and is a predicted model, not a curated record. Bases 489 to 3575 code for a protein of 1028 amino acids. Gene Ontology annotation, cellular component: nucleus.
AACAAAUAAAAAUCGCUCAAGGAUAUAUCCGUAAUUUCUGCACAUUCCAGGUGCUAUCUCCAUUCUCUAUACAUAUCUCCUCAUCAAAAGCGCGGGAACCGCGCACGUGCUACUCUCAAAAUCCAAUUCAACUGCAUUUGCGCGCCUUCCUCCCUCCAAAACGCUGUUUGUCCGAAAACCCUCUCUCUCCCUCUCUUUCCCUCCCUCUCUCACAGAGAUAGCUCCUCCAUGUCGAAUUUCCAGAUUCCUCUACAAACAGAUCUCAGAAACGCCAAUCACACCAGAUAAAUCUCUCCUUGCCAUUUCCUAAAAAGAAAAGAGAAGAAAACCCUAAUUCUCAUUCCGCUAUGGAAAAAACCCCCAAAUUUCCUGCACGUCGAUGCUGGCUCGCCAUAUAAACGAAACGCUAAUUUUCCCAGCGGCACCGCGAUCUGAAUUCCAAGCGGCUGUCGCGUUCUUCGGUAGGCCCCUUUUCCUACCGUACCACCAUGGUAGGUUGCCUCACCCGCCCCGAUCUCUCCAUCUCGAGCUCGACCGAGAUCGAGAAAGCAUGGCAUCUCCUUUCCAUCCUGUUGAGACUCGGCCGCCCCGCAAGGCCUGCGGAACUCGCUGCCCGGUGCGAGCUGUUCUGUGUGUCUUCCGAUCUGGUCGAGUUCCUCUGCUCGAUCCCCGAUUCGCCUCUGUUUCUGACCGGAGAUCUGUUCGUGACGGCUUCUAUGGAGGCAUUUUCAGUUUUCAGCGAGUUCGUAACCAGGGCAUUCACAUCAUUCGUGCCCAGGAUUAGGGUUAGGGUUUUGGGCUCGAUGAGGUUAUGGGAUGAUUCUGUUCGGACGUACUUUCGGAAGCGCAAGGGACUAAAAGUUGAUUCGGCUCUGUUGCCGACUGCGAAACGGAGAUUAUUAUCAAAUUCUGGGAACGAUGAAGACUGUCCCAAUGUGUUUUCUUUAGCAAACAAGAUCCGGACCACCUCUUCCAAGGUAUAUAGUAAUGUUGGUGAUGAUAUGAGCAGAGGCAUGGGUUUUCUGUCAGUCGACACGUCUGUCAUGGAAUAUUCAUUGAGGACUUUCAAGCAAGCGAUAAAAGUUCCUCCUUUACUUCUUGACUCUAAUGCUGUGUUAUCAAGUUGUCAAUUAGAGAAUAUUGAGUAUAUGAAAGGUGAAAAAGAAACUGAGAUGAAGUGCAAUAACAUGAUGGGCCUUAUUGUGCAUAGGGCAUUACCAGAAUCUGUACAUUUGACAAAUUUUCAACACAAUAUUUUUAACAUUGAAAUCGAGUUAAACAAUCAAAAUGCAAUGACAGAGCCAGAUGUCGAACGAGAUCCUAUAAGGUCGAUGCAAAAGCCAGUACUAUGUAAUGAAAUGCAUAGGGAUGAGGAUUGUUCCCAAAUGAAUGAUCGGGUGGAGAUCCAAAAUAAAAUGCUUUCAACUGCAGCAAUCUGCCUGGAAGAAAACCAGUACAUCGAUUCACCUGCAAGGGCAAAAGUUCAUGAUAGUCACAACCGCCAUGCAGCUAGGAGUGGAGUAGAGGAACAUGCAGGAACCUCUGGGAGAGCACAUUGUGGUAAAGGACAAGAUCUCCUUGAUGCCAGUACUUCUAGAGGAGAUCCAGAAAAUUUUAUUCCCCUUGAUAGUACUGUUCAAAUGGGCAAGCUUCUAAAAAAUGAUGUGACAGUACUGAACCGAAUGGAUUGCAACGAUAUGGUGACAACUUCACUCAGAGAGAAAAUAGCCGCAAAAGCGAGAUUCCCUGCUGGAGUAGAUACUGCUUUACCAGAGUCUCUCACUGCUUCAAAGCUGACAAGGAAAUCCAUUGAUAAACAGAAAACUUUGCAUAUGGACGCGUUAGGUGUUGGUUCCAGAGUCCUCUUGGAAGAUGAUAACAAGGUCAUUAACUCCCCUAAGCAACUGGAUCAAUACAAAAGAGAUGAGAAGUUCAUCAUCAAGAAACAUAAGUCAAAACGUAACCGUAAUCACAAUACGCCCACUAAAGAAAAAAGAGUAGAUUUUACAUGCAAAGAUCCUAAGAAUCAUUUGGAGCAGAAGUCACUACCAAACUUCGAAUCUUUCAUAAUAGAGGAAGAAGAAGGGUCAGGUGGUUAUGGCACUGUCUACAGAGCAAAAAGAAAGAAUGAUGGAAAGAUAUUCGCAGUAAAAUGUCCUCAUGCCAAUGCUCAUACACACCAUGUCAACAAUGAGAUGAAGAUGCUGGAGCGAUUUGGAGGUAGGAACUUUGUGAUAAAAUAUGAAGGCUCUUUCACUAGUGGUAACUCUGAAUGUUUUGUUCUGGAGCAUGUUGAGCAUGAUAGACCAGAGGUGUUGAAAAGAGAAAUAGAUAUACCUGAGCUCCAGUGGUAUGGUUACUGUAUGUUUAAAGCCCUUGCAAGUUUGCACAAGCACGGAAUAGUGCAUAGAGAUGUCAAGCCAGGGAACUUCCUCUUCUCUCGGAAACUUGGCAAAGGCUACCUCAUUGAUUUCAACCUAGCCAUGGAUCUCAAUCAGAAGUAUUGUGCAUGCAGCAAAUCGAAAACAAAUUGUAUUGGAAGCUUAGAUCAUAUUCCUCGUCCUAGUAUCAAAGAUGCCCCUUGUAGCAAUGAAGCUACAAAAUCCAUGCAUGGCAGGUUUCUGGAAUCUGUCGGUAAAGGGGCAUCAAAGGACUCUAAGUCACCUCUAGAAACCAAGAACAUUAAGAAGAAUCAUCUGAAGGCCUUCCCUGAAGGGGGUAGUAGAAAUUUAUACAGAAGCCAGGGUGCCGAUUGUUCAGGUGUAAACUCAGCGAAGGAUGCAACAAGCACUAGGACUCCUUCUGUGGAGAGGCUGAGGGAACCUGUGCCAUGUCAAGGCAGGAAGGAGCUGAUCAAUCUGGUGCAAGAGGCAUUGCAAAGUCCAAAUCAUGAGGCAGUGACUCUUCCGGUUUCUCAGCGAAAGAGGGUUGCUGCACCUCCAGGAAAAGUGGACAGAAAACUGGUCUAUCUUUCUCCUAUGCCCCUGCAUUCCAGUGGCAUCACCGUUGCAGGUGCUGGCCUAUUAAAGAAAAAAGGAGAAGGAAAACACAAGAGAGAAGGUCCUUGUGUUGGAACCAAGGGCUUUCGAGCUCCAGAGGUCUUGUUCAAAUCUCCAUAUCAGAGCCCCAAGGUUGAUAUUUGGUCAGCAGGGGUUACCUUACUUUACCUCAUGAUGGGAAGAACACCAUUUGUUGGAGAUCCCGAACAGAAUAUAAAAGACAUUGCGAAGCUUAGGGGAAGUGAAGAUCUAUGGGAAGUGGCGAAGCUGCACAACCGUGAAAACUCUUUCCCUCCGGAUUUGUUCGAUAUCCAAUCCCUACCAGCAAUGGAAUUGCGAGAGUGGUGUGAGCUGAAUACCAGGAGACCUGACUUUCAUGAGCUGAAUGUGAGGAGACCCGACUUUCAUGAGCUCUUAGAUCUUGUCAACAAGUGUUUGACGGUGAACCCGAGGCUGAGGAUCAGUGCGGAGGAAGCCCUACGGCACAAGUUCUUCACAAAUUGCCAUGAUGCCUUGAGGAAGCAGAGGUUGCUCAGACGGGCACUCAGCUCAGAGUCCGGAAGCCAGUCUUUGUAAGAGAUUCCAGGUCAUGCAGGUGGUAGGAGCUUUGAAAGAUGGCUAAUACUAGUUAUAAACUGGUAUGCUAGCCCCUCCCUCCCUCCUACUUGAGUAAUUUAUAUGAUGAGCGACGUGUGUUGCAGAGUUUAUUGGAUCAUCAGUCUGAUAGAUGCUGCCCAUUGUCCAGUAAUCCAGACCAUUGGCUUGUUGCAUCACGCCUUGGGUAAACUGUGCCCUGAUUGGCCCAUAUUGGAAGUUCCCAUUGACCAAUGUUCAUACAUUUCUCAGGUGAGUGUGGACCUUUGUUGUGGUUUCUCUUCUUAACUAUCUAUAGGAUGCAUAUUGAAAGGUUAAGAUGCCUUAUCUAGGAGACGCAAUGGAUUAAUGAUGUGGAUUACCGAGCCACAUCAUGGGGGUUUUGCAGGAGAUCCCGAGCAUUAUCAGGAUUGAGAACCAUGUAUAUGGUGCAAAGAUAUGGGUGAGGGAUCAUGUAAUUUCUCUUAUUACUAAGGCAAUUCCAUGGCUCAGAUGUAAAUCCUUAGUCAUCAGUAUUAGCUGCCAUUCAUUUCUUUCUUGUUCCAUGGUAUUCCCACACGUGUUGUAUCUUGUAAUAAUUAACUUGAGUUUAAUUUAACAAGGAAGUUUCGUCUUGGACGAUCA